This is a messenger RNA of Papaver somniferum (opium poppy), 1428 nucleotides long. RefSeq lists its product as uncharacterized. Bases 1 to 1428 code for a protein of 475 amino acids. The record is from RefSeq and is a predicted model, not a curated record. The transcript is spliced from 4 exons. Lineage: Eukaryota; Viridiplantae; Streptophyta; Magnoliopsida; Ranunculales; Papaveraceae.
AUGCCGGAUUUAAUAUCAGAUUUUCAAGGUGCUUUCAUUCAAGAAAAAAAAAUUCUCGCUGGAGUUCUUAUUGCCAACGAGUGUGUUGAUAGUAGAUUGAAGGCUAACAAACCUGGAAUUCUUUGUAAGAUUGAUAUGGAGAAGGCUUUCGACAACGUCAAUUGUCAUUCCUUAUUUACGAUCCUUGAGAAGCAUGACUUUGGUGCAAAAUGGAUUUCUUGGAUUAAGUGGUGCGUAACUUCUUCUCACUUAUCUAUUUUGGUUAAUGGUAGCUCUACGGAGAAAUUAAAACCAAGUAAAGGCCUUAGACAAGGUGACUCUUUAUCUCCUUAUAUCUUUUUGUUAGUUGUGGAGGUUCUUUCCAAGUUGAUAACUGACGUUGUAGAACGAGGACAACUUACUGGUUUUCAGGUUGUGGAAAAUGGUACAAUCAUUUCGCUCCUUCAUUUCGCGGAUGAUACUCUUAUUUUCUUAGAUGCAAGUGUAGAAGAAGUGAGAAGACUUUUUAUCAUCUUGGCGGUUUUUGAAUCCAUUACAGGUAUUAAGUUAAACUUGGAUAAAAGUACCAUGAUCAGUGUGGGAGCUGAAGCAGUAAUUGAGGCGUUGUCAAAAGAGAUCGGAUGUAAAACAGAAAAGUUGCCUUUCAAAUACUUAGGAAUACCAAUAGGUGAACAUUGGCGAAGUACCACAGUAUGGGAGUACGUUUUGACAAGAAUGGAGCAAAGGUUGGCAUCUUGGAAGAAAAGAACUCUUAACAAAGUAGUGUCGAAGUUAGUGGAAGUUAAUUUGGUACUUGUUAUUCAAGACUUGAUGGUUUUUACGAUGAAAAACGGAAGGGGUAUUCGGUUUUGGAAGGAUAAUUGGACGCAAAGAGGUCGAUUGCAAGAUAUUUUUCCGGUGUCUUUCAAAGCAACAAGAGAUAAGAAAUCUUCAAUUGUAGAGAUUAUUGUCAAUGGGAGUUGGACUUGUAAUUUCAAGAGGAGAUUGAAUGCAAAUGAGUCUCUUGAAUGGGACUUGUUAUGUCGGGACAUUCCAGUUCCUACGCUGGAAGAUGGUGAAGAUGAGGUAAGCUUUAUUCUUUGGGAUUCGUUCCACGACUCUCUUCCUACUAGAGAUAUGUUUUCUCAUAGAGCUUUCAAGAUUUCAUGGCCAAUGCCGAGAACGCUUUUACAAUUGUUUGAUGCUUGGGAUAUGAACGUCUUGCAUGGAAAAGGUAAAGCCAUUUGGAAAAUUAUUCACUAUACAGUUUGCUGGAUUUUGUGGAAGGAAAGAAAUGGGAGAGUCUUCGGUGGUCGUAGGAAAGACACUAAUGAUAUCAUUAAUCUAGUUAAACAAUUAGUUGUUCUUUGGUCUUUUGAAAUCGAUACUUUUAAAUUUGUUCCCCCUAGUCUCAUUUGGAGCAAUUGGGAAGAACUCAUGAGUGAGUGA